This is a messenger RNA of Podarcis lilfordi (Lilford's wall lizard), 300 nucleotides long. The record is from the annotation of a GenBank genome assembly. Lineage: Eukaryota; Metazoa; Chordata; Lepidosauria; Squamata; Lacertidae.
AUGGUGGUGGUGGCCAUGGAGGAGGAGGAGGCUGUUGUGGUGGCCGUGGAGGUGGUGGUGGAUCAUCUCAACAAAGCCAGAGGAGUGGAGGAAGCUGCCAUAGUGGUGGCAGUGGUGGUGGUGGAGGUGGUGGAGGAUGUUGUGGUGGCCGUGGAGGUGGAUCUUCUCAAAGCAGAAGCAGCAGCGGAGGAGGAUGCUGUGGUGGCAGGAGCAGCGGUCAAAGUAGCGGUGGAAGCAGUGGUGGAAGCAGCGGCGGAUGUUGCGGUGGUGGCGGCGGUGGAAGUUCUCAGCAGAAGAUGA